CAGGCUUCAAACUCACUGGACUGAUUGAUAACUUUGCAGCUGAAAAUAAGAAGGCCUCAGCAGUGUGAAAAUGCCUUCUCUCAGUGAAGCAACUGCCAAAUUUGGCUUUAGUAUUUUCAAAGAAUUCAAGCAAAAUGCAGGUGGUAAUAUGGUCUUUUCCCCUCUGGGCAUUGAAGCAGAAUUGGCUAUGACCUUACUUGGAGUCAGAGACAAAACUGCAUUUCAGAUGCAGAAGGUGCUUCACUUAGAUGAAGUUACAACAGGUGACAGGCCAACUGUUGGAGACAGUCAUGGUAUAUCAGCGGCUCUCUAUGGAACACCUGGAGAAAUCCAUUCCCAGUUUCAUUCCCUCUUGGCAGAAAUCAACAAACCCAAUGAUGACUAUUUACUGACCAUUGCUAGCAGACUCUAUGGAAGCCAGACAUUUCAGUUCCUGCAGUCCUACUUAGAUGGCAUAAAGGAUAUUUACAAUGCAGGGCUGGAAACUGUGGAUUUUUUACAUGCUUCAGAAGACAGUCGAGGGAAGAUUAAUUCAUGGGUUGAGAAUCAAACAAAUGGAAAAAUCAAGGAGCUAUUUUCAGCAGGUACUAUUGACCCAGCUACUGUCCUGGUACUGGCAAAUGCCAUUUAUUUCAAAGGAAAUUGGGCCGUGAAAUUUAAGCAAGAAAAUACUCAAGAAAUAAAUUUCAGGACAAACAAGGACACAAGCAGACCUGUGCAGAUGAUGAAACAGACAGGCUUCUUCAAUAUGGGAUACAUUGAGGAAUCUCAGGGGAAGAUUCUUGAAUUACCAUAUACAAACAAACAUCUAAGUAUGUUUGUUCUGCUACCUUCUGAUAGCAGCAGUUUAGAGAAGUUGGAACAAGAUCUCACCUUUGAGAAAUUAUUAGAGUUGAUGAAUCCUGAGAAUAUGGCCCGAAAAGAAGUUAAUUUGCAUUUUCCUCGGUUUAGAAUAGAAGAGACUUACUCUUUGAGGCCCACAUUGGAAGCUAUGGGGGUGACAGAUAUAUUUGAUGCAGAAAGUGCUGACUUUUCAGGAAUGACAACCCAGAGGGGCUUGGCUGUGUCCAAAAUCAUCCAUAAAUCCUAUGUGGAGGUGAACGAGGAGGGCACGGAAGCAGCGGCUGCCACUGGUGUUGUGGUUGGAUAUAACUCUUCCAGAAAGGAAGAAUUUAAUUGUGACCACCCAUUUCUCUUCCUCAUUCGACAUAACAAAAGCAAUAGUAUUCUCUUCUAUGGCAGAGUUGCUGCCCCUUAAUAAAGAGCAGUUGGGAACCGAUAAAAUAGAAGCUCCUUGAGGGGAGGAACUGUUUCACUUUUGUCUUUGUAUCCCCACAGAAGCUAUUGCGUAAAAGAUGCUGAACAAAUAAACAUUUGUUGAAUUGAA
Messenger RNA from Phascolarctos cinereus (koala), 1387 nucleotides. Its product is annotated as serpin B4-like. The record is from RefSeq and is a predicted model, not a curated record. Gene Ontology annotation, molecular function: serine-type endopeptidase inhibitor activity. NCBI's taxonomy places the organism in Eukaryota, Metazoa, Chordata, Mammalia, Diprotodontia, Phascolarctidae. Gene Ontology annotation, biological process: negative regulation of endopeptidase activity.